Messenger RNA from Peromyscus leucopus (white-footed mouse), 2418 nucleotides. It is a transcript of the gene Dbh, whose product is annotated as dopamine beta-hydroxylase. The transcript is spliced from 12 exons. Gene Ontology annotation, molecular function: copper ion binding; dopamine beta-monooxygenase activity. Bases 183 to 2054 code for a protein of 623 amino acids. Lineage: Eukaryota; Metazoa; Chordata; Mammalia; Rodentia; Cricetidae. Gene Ontology annotation, biological process: norepinephrine biosynthetic process; octopamine biosynthetic process; dopamine catabolic process. Gene Ontology annotation, cellular component: secretory granule membrane. The record is from RefSeq and is a predicted model, not a curated record.
UGUGUCAUUAGGGCCAAUUAGGGGAGGAUGGGAGCAAAGUGUGUGCCCCAGGGCACUGGCUGGUGGGAGGGCCGCCAGGACAAUUGAAUUCCCCACCAGACAAAUGUGAUUAGGAUAAGCCUGGCCCAACCCCACUGGACAGGCAUAAAUGCCCCGGUGGGGCCGGUGUAUUCACCCCAGCCAUGCCGGCUCACCUCACCCACCAGCACUGCUGGAGCAGCCUCCCCAGCCCCAGUGUUCGUGAAGCGGCUUCAAUGUAUAGCACUGCUGUGGCCAUCUUCCUGGUCAUCCUGGUGGCUGCCCUGCAGAGCUCAGAGCCUCCAGAGAGCUCCUUUCCCUACCACAUCCCCCUGGACCCCGAGGGGAUCCUGGAGCUCUCGUGGAACAUAAGCUAUGUCCAGGACAUCAUCCACUUCCAGCUCCAGGUGCAAGGGCCGAGGGCUGGGGUUCUAUUUGGAAUGUCAGAUCGAGGUGAGAUGGAGAACGCUGAUUUGAUCGUGCUCUGGACUGAUGGGAACAGAUCCUACUUCGCGGAUGCCUGGAGUGACCAGAAGGGGCAGAUCCAUCUGGAUGCCCAGCAGGAUUACCAGCUGCUCCAGGUGCAGAGGACUUCAGAAGGCCUCUCCCUGCUCUUCAAGAGGCCCUUUGUCACCUGUGACCCCAAGGAUUACCUCAUUGAGGAUGACACUGUCCACCUAGUGUAUGGGAUCCUGGAGAAGCCAUUCCAGUCGCUGGAGGCCAUCAACACCUCAAGCCUGAAUACAGGUCUGCAGCGCGUGCAGCUUCUGAAGUCCGAGGUCCCCACUCCAGCCAUGCCUGCGGAUGUACAAACCAUAGAGAUCCGAGCCCCUGACAUCCUUAUCCCCGACAAUGAGACCACAUACUGGUGCUAUGUCUUUGUGCUGCCCCCAGACUUCUCUGAACACCGCCGCCACAUCAUCAAGUAUGAGGCCAUUGUCACUGACGGCAAUGAGGCCCUGGUGCACCACAUGGAGGUCUUCCAGUGUUCAGCUGAGUUUGAGAGCAUCCCCCAGUACGACGGAUUCUGUGGCUCUAAAAUGGAGCCUGACCGGCUCAACUACUGUCGCCACGUGCUGGCCGCAUGGGCCCUGGGUGCCAAGGCAUUUUACUACCCAGAGGAAGCUGGUGUCGCCUUUGGGGGCCAGGGGUCUUCCCGGUAUCUCCGACUGGAAGUUCACUACCACAAUCCAUGGAACAUACGAGGCCGGCGCGACUCCUCCGGCAUCCGCCUAUACUACACGGACAGCCUCCGGAAAUUCAAUGCAGGCAUCAUGGAGCUGGGCCUGGUGUACACGCCGGUGAUGGCCAUCCCCCCUCAGGAGACUGCAUUUGUCUUGACAGGCUACUGCACAGACAAGUGUACCAUGAUGGCACUGCCGCCCUCCGGAAUCCACAUCUUCGCCUCACAGCUCCACACACACCUGACUGGCAGGAAGGUGGUCACUGUGCUCGCCCGGAAUGGCCAAGAGAUGAAGGUUGUGAACAGAGACAACCACUACAGCCCCUACUUCCAGGAUAUCAGAAUGCUAAAGAAGAUUGUGUCUGUCUUCCCGGGGGACGUACUCAUCACCUCUUGCACAUACAACACGGAAGACAGGAAGCUGGCCACAGUGGGGGGGUUUGGAAUCCUGGAGGAGAUGUGUGUCAACUACGUGCACUACUACCCCCAGACAGAGCUGGAGCUCUGUAAGAGUGCGGUGAAUGACGGCUACCUACAGAAAUACUUCCGCCAGGUGAACAGUUUCAACAAUGAGGAGGUCUGUACCUGUCCCCAGGCCUCUGUCCCCGAGCAGUUCACCUCCGUGCCCUGGAACUCUUACAACCGCGAUAUGCUCAAGGCUCUGUAUCGCUUUGCCCCCAUCUCCAUACAUUGCAACAAGACCUCAGGGGUCAGCUUCCAGGGUGAGUGGAAUCCGCAGCCUCUGCCUGAGAUAACAUCCACGCUGAAAGAACCUGCCCCGAACUGCCCCGCCCAACAGGCUCCGAGCCACACCAACCCCACCGUGGUCAGCGUCAGCUGGGGCAGAGGCUGAGUCGGGGCCUGUUCUUCAGCCCCUCCUCAUGAUGUUCCCGUGGGCUCACACCAGCUCUGUGAACCCCCUUUUGAAGACUCCCCUUCCUAGAAUAGUGCUGUUCACCUAGAAGGAAGGGGCCUGUCACCCUGGAACCACCUGCAUGACUGACACCAUCCCACGAGGCCCAACUGGACAGAACAGACCUGGACACGCUGUUGCCUCCAUGUGGGGACAACUUGCCACGGCGGUCCAGAUUCGGCACUGCAGGACCCACCUUGCUUCCAGAACAGCCUUGCCAGGCUGGGUGCAGACUCCCCAAGCCUCACAGUCCCCACCCUGUGGUCACCCAUCCAAUGGUGACUUGUGUUGGUGUUUGCCAUGA